ACGUAACUGCUGGUUCUGCGACCAAAACCCACCAUAAUAACAACGAAGACGAAACGGCUUCUUCAUCAUCCAUAUACAUCUCUUCUCUACUCUAUUACAACAACAACAUCUCUCACACUGGUUUUGUAAUUCUCUCCGCUAAGAGGCGAAAAAGAUGAACGAUGCCGAAGUUGUCAACCAGAUCCACCAGAUGGUUAGCUUUAUCCGCCAGGAAGCUGAAGAAAAGGCCAAUGAGAUCUCUGUCUCCGCCGAAGAAGAAUUCAACAUUGAGAAGUUGCUGCUAGUUGAAGCAGAGAAGAAGAAGAUUAAACAAGAGUAUGAGAAGAAGGAGAAACAGGUCGACGUCAGAAAGAAGAUUGAUUACUCAAUGCAACUGAAUGCGUCGAGGAUCAAGGUUCUACAAGCUCAAGAUGACAUUGUCAAUGCAAUGAAAGAAGAGGCUGCUAAGAAACUCUUGAAAGUUAGCCAACAUGGCUUUUUCAACCUUCAUCACCAUCAGUAUAAACAUCUCUUGAAAGAUCUCAUUGUUCAGUGUUUGCUUAGGUUGAAAGAGCCUGCAGUGUUACUGCGUUGUCGUGAAGAAGAUCUUCACAUGGUUGAGUCUAUGCUGGAUGAAGCGACUGAGGAAUAUUGUGAGAAAGCAAAGGUUCAUGCUCCUGAGAUUGUUGUCGACAAGGACGUUUUCCUUCCUCCUGCUCCUUCAGAUGAUGAUCCUCAUGCUCUUUCCUGUGCAGGAGGAGUGGUGUUGGCUUCUCGUGAUGGGAAAAUCGUGUGUGAAAACACGCUUGAUGCGAGGUUGGAGGUUGCCUUCCGCAAGAAACUUCCCGAGAUCCGAAAGUCACUCAUUGGCAAGGUUGGUGAAGCUUGAUGAAUGACUCCUCCAACUUUAUAUAUAACCAAGAAAAGUUUGUGGCUCUCCAUUUAUCCAUUUGUUUCUAUUGUCACCAUUUUUUUUUUUGAAACUUUGUGUAAUGUACUUGUUGAUGGGCAUUGGACUUUUGUUGUUAACUGUAGUUCAAUAUUUGUUUGGGUUUGGUGAUGUAAUAAUAAUAAUAAAGUGUAAGUUGCUCUACUGGUCACUUUUUUGUU
Messenger RNA from Camelina sativa (false flax), 1089 nucleotides. Its product is annotated as V-type proton ATPase subunit E3. The record is from RefSeq and is a predicted model, not a curated record. Gene Ontology annotation, cellular component: proton-transporting two-sector ATPase complex, catalytic domain. NCBI's taxonomy places the organism in Eukaryota, Viridiplantae, Streptophyta, Magnoliopsida, Brassicales, Brassicaceae. Gene Ontology annotation, molecular function: proton-transporting ATPase activity, rotational mechanism. Gene Ontology annotation, biological process: proton transmembrane transport.